GGUGGAUCAGUUUUUCUUUCCAAAAGUACUAAUUUCGAGUUUUGUGCCCUUUAACAGCCAAAUAGUGCAAACAAAAACCAAUUACCAAUUGACGAGUCAUGUAAAAACGAUAAAACUGGAAACUUAUCACAGCAUCUUUUCCAAAACAUCAAGAAAGUUCUUACACAAAAACAUCAAAGCUGCUCAAUUUUGGUCUGCACAUUGAUUAUGUGUCGGACAGAGACUAUCGAGUAAUACCCAGUAGUCAAUUAUCUGGUUUUUGAUCGAUUCCAUCAAAAUUUGAUCUUUUUUCUUCUCUGAAGCGAAAGCUCUCGCCUUUACAUUUUCGCCAAUUGUGCAAAUUUACUGUUCCACAAGUUUUCAAAAUGAAGGCGAUCUUCAACCGUAGAGUUGUCGUCGACUCAUCUUCGCGUCUCACCAAGCUGCUCGCGAAUCCAACUACUCAUUCUCACCUGAAUCGUCAAACUUUCACUUCUCUCUAUAAACCAAACCAGAGCCGCCAUUUUCGAACACACUAUCUUCCUUCAAGCCCGUCGUCUCCUCCCGUGAGCCGCUUUGACCCUUCUCAGCUAUGGCGAUCGGAGAAAAUUCGUGGGUUUUUCGCGAGCGCUUUAGGGAACAAAGCUGUGAAAUUGGGAAAUCUCGUGGAAUCCAGAGUUGGGUUCAUUGGUUCUCAGUUUCCCAAAAAGGGUUUCGAAUUCCAGAGGUUUUCUGGGUUUCAAAGGCGUGGCUGGAAGCAUUGGCUUCAAGGGUUAUCAGAUCGUGACGUUGUUCUUGGGUUAGUUAUAGCUAAUGCUGGUGUGUUUGUGAUGUGGCGUGUUUUCAAUCAACAAUUCAUGAUGAAUAACUUCAUGAUAUCGUUGGAUAAUUUCAAGAGUGGGCGUCUACACACUCUGAUAACUUCAGCAUUCAGUCAUAUUGAUAUUGGACAUAUCGUCUCAAACAUGAUUGGACUCUACUUUUUUGGAACCAGUAUCGCUAGAAACUUUGGUCCUCAGUUCCUUUUGAAGCUGUACCUUGCUGGAGCCCUUGGGGGCUCUGUUUUCUACUUGAUUCACCAUGCUUAUAUGGCUGCAACAUCGCCCAAGGGUCAAGGAGCUUUCGUGAGGGAUCCAUCGAGAACCCCGGGACUGGGCGCGAGUGGAGCCGUGAAUGCCAUCAUGCUGCUCGAUAUCUUCCUGCACCCAAGAGCUACUCUAUACUUGGAAUUUUUCAUUCCAGUUCCGGCAAUGUUGCUUGGUAUCUUUCUCAUAGGAAAAGACAUUUUAAGGAUAACAGAGGGGAACAGUAACAUAUCAGGUUCAGCUCAUUUGGGAGGAGCUGCAGUUGCAGCCAUCGCCUGGGCUCGGAUUAGGAAAGGCCGUUUCCGCUUUUGACUUGACCUUGCUUGGUUUUGGUCAUCUUUAGAGAAAUCUAUCUAUAAAUGAUUUAAGUAAGUUUGAAUCUUUGAGACCAUAUUGUGUGUGGCUCACAUGAACAGUAAUUUUAAUCAGACUAGAUUGGUAUGGUAUUUUCUGUUUUUACUGUCAAAACUCAAAACUAUUAGUUGAAUUCAUAUUGAUACAAUAAAUGGAAUAUUUAGA
Messenger RNA from Arabidopsis thaliana (thale cress), 1583 nucleotides. RefSeq names its product RHOMBOID-like protein 12 (gene RBL12). The record is from RefSeq and is marked reviewed. Bases 366 to 1376 code for a protein of 336 amino acids. Gene Ontology annotation, cellular component: membrane; mitochondrial membrane. Gene Ontology annotation, molecular function: serine-type endopeptidase activity. NCBI's taxonomy places the organism in Eukaryota, Viridiplantae, Streptophyta, Magnoliopsida, Brassicales, Brassicaceae. The transcript has 8 exons.